ACUUUUAUUUUGUUUUAUUAAUUAUCAUCAUAAAUUAUUUUUAAAAAUAUUAUUUUUAAUUGGAAGAACAUACUUAUAUGAAAGUUAAUAGAAGAAGAGGGAAAGUGUAAUGGAUAUGUACGUAUUAAUCUCAAAUAUGAAGGGGCAAAGUUUAAAAUAACAGUUAGACAAAGAAGCAGAACUUUCCCGUACGUCGUCGUUUUUCUGCAUUCCACCACCUACUGUAUUUCCCGGUGCAUUUCAGAUUAGGGAAAAAACAACGGAAGGAAGAAGCAAUGCAGAGUGGUUGCAGUAUUAGAGCUCUGUGGAUUCUCAACAACCACGACGCCGUCGUUUUCUCCAGGAAGUUUCCGGUGGUGGAGAGGCGGUGGAGAGCUGCGUGCGACAAAGAAAACGGCACCUCCGCCGGUGACCGUUUCUCUUUUGUUCCUUACCUUCCUACCGAUGCUGAGUUAACUGCGGCUUUUACUGAACGCAAGAAGAGGGAAGGAUCUGUUCGUGGAUAUGGCAUACGGACGAGUCAGUCUGUUAAAGGAUCCGAUUCAUGGGUUGAUGAUCCUGUCACUCGACAUAUUAUAAGUGUAACUAUAACGAAAGAAGAGGAAGGAGAGAGUCAUCUGUUAUGGCCACUAGUUCUGCAUAUAAAGGGCCCAUUUUUCUUUCUUGCGAUGCCUUUGGUUGAGCCCCACCAUCUAAAGACAUAUGCAAGGAUGUUGAACCGGUCGGAUUGUGGAAAUGCUGUUGGCGAAGAUGAAAGUUUAUCUACCCUCUUGCUUAACCUUCCAUCCAUCACAGGGUAUGGUAAGUUAGGCAUGUUGUUACUACUGGAAAUAUAAAGCAGUCCUUAUUGUCAUUUCUUCUCUUUUCAAAGUCUGGCCUCUGUGUUUUUAUUGCUAUUCCUUUGCUUGUAACUUCUUUUGAUGACAGGGCUUUAAUGGUAAUCCAUGCAAUUGGCGAUAUUGUAACUGGAGAUGUUUUAGAACCUGAAGUAGUUGUUAGCUCCUCCCCUUCUGUUGGAGGGUUGUUGGAUUCGCUGACGGGAAGCAUAGGAAUUUCAACUAGAGCAAAACCUGUUGGGUCUCCAAUGGCUGCAUCUGGCACCUCCAGCACCUCUGCAAGUGGAGCUGUUGCUUCAGAUACUCCAAAAAUUGGCUCAAGGCCUUUUGACAAAGAUGCACUUCAGUCAUUUAUCAGUAGUGCCAUGCCCUUUGGUACGCCUUUAGACCUUAGUUACUCAAAUAUUUCGUCCAUGAAGAGCAAUGGGUUUUCUUCUGCUGAUUUACCACCUCCAGAUAGCAAGCAACCAGCUUGGAAGCCUUACCUUUAUCGGGGAAAGCAACGGAUUCUCUUUACUAUCCAUGAAACAGUUCAUGUAGCAAUGUAUGAUCGUGAUGAGAUUCCUGAUACAGUAACUGUAUCUGGUCAAGUUAAUUGUCGAGCAGAGUUAGAAGGUUUGCCCGAUGUUUCAUUCCCCUUGACAGGAUUGGACUCAGCUCGCAUCGAGCUAUUAUCUUUCCAUCCAUGUGCUCAAGUUCCUGAGCAUGGUGGAGAUAAGCAUGCUGUGACAUUUUCACCACCAUUAGGAAACUUUGUGUUGAUGCGAUACCAGGUAACUGACACAGUUAGACCUCCUGUAAAGGGCUUUUACCAACUCUCUAUGGUCUCUGAAAACGAGGGUGCAUUCCUGUUUAAGUUACGCCUUAUGGAAGGCUAUAAGUCUCCUUUGUCCUUAGAAUUCUGUACAGUGACUAUGCAUUUCCCCCGGAGAAGAGUAGUUUCAUUUGAGGGGACACCUUCUGUUGGAACAGUCUCAACCGCUGAUUAUUCAGUUGAAUGGAAAAUUGUACUUGGUGGACGGGGUAUAUCUGGAAAGAGCAUCGAGGCUUCAUUUCCUGGAACCUUAAAAUUUGCUCCAUGGCAAUCAAAAAGAUCAUCUUCAUCUGAUUCAGUUCUUGGGAGUUUAGAUGAUGAGGAUAGUGAUUUUGAAUCUGAGUCUGGUAAUAAUAUGGUAAAUGUGGAGGAUUUCCUGUUGGAGAAAAUGAGCAAGGACCUUCAGGUUGUUGAUCUGGAAGAACCAUUUUGUUGGCAGGCAUACAGCUAUGCUAAAGUUUCUUUCAAGAUGGCCGGGGGAACAUUGUCGGGCAUGUCUCUUGAUCCUAAAUCUGUAAAUAUAUUCCCUGCUGUUAAAGCGCCAGCAGAGCUUUCAGCCCAGGUUACUUCGGGAGAUUAUAUUCUGUGGAAUACAUUGGGGAAGUGUCCUGUUGCAGCCAUGCCAAAAGCCUAGACUGUAAAUUGGAAAGCAUUGAUCUAUCUAAUAGCCAAAUGUCCGUGGAGGUCACAUUUUGUUGUUUAAUUGGGGUCAUAUGUUCUAAGGAUCUUCCGAGCAACCCAAAAUUGAUUAAUCUCCUGUUUCUCUACUUUUGAUGUGCAUUGGUUCUGAAAUCUCAUAAGGUUCAAGCAUAUAGUAGCUUUCAUGGAUUUUUACUAAAUUGUUCAACUCACUUUGUUCAGUGGUGACAAUCAUGUGAUUAGAUCAAAACCUUACAAGCUUACUAUUAGAAAGAAUUUAUACAGUUGAUAGACAGAUAUCGGGGCAUGACUUAGCUAAAUUAUGACCACUUUAAGAGCCUACUGUAUCACUCUAUUUUUCAUAGGCUCAGGGUCAUCUACCCGAAGUGAAGAAGCCCCGACAGAUCUCCCAUUAGGGCAGAAUUAUCUUCUCCUACAACAACCAUUUCGUCAUUUUAUCCCUUUUCUUCUCUCUUCCUCAAUUUUUGUCCUCGUCUUUCUUAGUCGCGUUUCCAGUCUUGGUGUUUUGCAUCCUUUAUAUAUCCUUUGAUGGCAGUCUGCUUCUGAUUCACUCUUCUAAUGCAACUCUGGAUGAGCGGUAGAGAUCAUAUGGAGCCCAUAAAUAGUCGACGUUGCAAGGUCUCCUGGAAUCCAAUCUCAACCAUGGUUUCCCUUUCCCGCUCCAAUGAAGCAGGCUAAUGGGACCUGGGUGAAGGCUUCUGCAUUUGCCUUCAAGGUUAUCACCACCUAAACCAUGUUGAUUCCAUCUGUGGUCGACCGGCUUGAUGUUGCCAGCAAGAAUGAGCAAAAUCGGAGGCAAAGAUCCCAAAUGGUAAAUUUUCCUUUGUUUCUGAAUCAGCAUCCAUUCCUCAACUUUCUGUGUGUAUCCCCCUUUUCGCCAUUUAUCGACAUCCACCACCAUCACACCUGUGUUGAAAUAGCAAGGUCGCCUUCCUUCAAAAGUUCUUGAUAGAUUAACAUCUGACCAAAAUGAGUCUGUAAAAUAGGUUGUAAAAUUUGCAUGGCAAUAUUCAGGUGCAGCUAAUACCUUGUCUCCCAAUUCCACACCCCAUAGCUUCCCAAUAUCAUCUACAACAAUGAUAUCUGAGUCUAGGUAGAUUACACGUCCAACAUCCGGAGGAAGAAUGUCACAUAAGUAAAUUCUUGCAUAAUUCAAAGGUUGAUCCAAGGCUUGUCGAAUAGACUUGGAGAUUUUCCCACGAACUCGAUUAGAAUCGAAGCGAUAGAUUCGAAAUGUAAGGUAAGGGAAGGUAGAUUUGAUCAACGAGAAGAUUUCAGGUUCAAGAUUAAGGGAAAGAAAAUGGAAAGAAACGUUCUCCGGGCAGGUCGAAUGCUGCAAUAUGGACAGAAUCGCCGCGAUCGUGCCACGGAUGUAGUUCACGUCAAGAGGCAUGACUAUAUGAAUGCUAUCUUUCUUAUCCGAGCUGCAUUCGUUGCCAUUGCGAAACGCGGGCGCCUCCCUGAAGGCAAGCAUGUCGGAAGGAGGCGCCGGGUUAAGGUUGACGCGAAUGGCAUCGGCGAAAAAGGUGGUGGUUGUAAGAGGUUGAAGGAGGAGGAGAGACAGGAGGCCAAGGAGUAUUACAUGAGGUUUGUUAUUGCUCCAAAAGGCCAUCCUGUCUGGUCGGAAUAACUAUUAUUUUUUUUUUUUGGUUUUUCGUUUGCCCUCUUGGCUUCAAAGCUUUGGGUUUAUGAAGGAUAAUGAAGAAAUAAGUAAUAACCAUUGGGAAAGAUUUCAUUGUGGAAAGCUAUCGGAGAAAGUUUAGGAAGUCUUCAGCAAGUCCAAU
This is a messenger RNA of Oldenlandia corymbosa var. corymbosa, 4094 nucleotides long. The record is from the annotation of a GenBank genome assembly. NCBI's taxonomy places the organism in Eukaryota, Viridiplantae, Streptophyta, Magnoliopsida, Gentianales, Rubiaceae.